AUGAGCCACCCAUGUAUGAAAAGUCUGCUGUUCCUUUUGUCCACCUUGUGCCUCUGCUCCAGCCAUUCCCCAGUUCCUCCGCUGCGUUUCUCGACGUUCCUCGACCCCACACACCAGAUCUACCUGCGGUGGGACCAUGAAGACAAUAACAGCUUGAUUACUUUUGAGGUGGAAGCCAAGACAACGGGAUGGGUGGCUUUUGGCUUCACUGAUCACGGAGAGAUGACCGGGGCAGACUUUGUGAUUGGCGGAGUCCUUCCCGACGGCAGCGUCUAUUUCUCAGACUGGCAUGGUGUAGAUGAAGAAACUAUCUUGGAGGAUGAAAGCCAAGACUACGAGCUGCUGUCCUUGACCCAGGAUGAGACAACCACCACCAUGGCAUUCAGGCGAUAUUUUCGUACCUGCGAUGAGCAUGACCUGGACAUCACGGGUGACACACUACGACUGAUUACUGGCUAUGGUACGGAUGACACAAUUGACUUCUUCAAAGGGAGAAUAGUCCACAAAUCUCUCUUCUUGAUGCUGCUGUCAACUGAAGAUGAAUUGCACUCACCCAGCGUCUACAAGGUGUAUGACCUGAAGCUCAACGAUUUCCCUAUCCCAGAGGAUGACACCACCUAUGCCUGCACUUUCAUACCGUUGCCAAUAGUCAAGGAAAAGCAUCACAUCUACAAGUUUGAGGCCAUGAUCACGCCUCGGAACGAAACCAUGGUGCACCACAUCCUUGUUUAUGCAUGUGGCAAUGCCAGCGUGCUGCCGACCGGGGUCAGCGACUGCUACGGAGCUGAUCCUGAUUUUGCCCUGUGCUCCCAGAUAGUCGUGGGCUGGGCUGUAGGAGGAGGGAGCUACAUGUUCCCAGAUGCAACUGGAAUCUCCAUAGGUACGCCAAUGGAUCCCCAGUGGAUCCGGUUAGAAGUCCACUACAGCAAUUUUAAUGCAAUUCCAGGCUUGAUUGACAACUCGGGGAUACGACUCUAUUAUACUACGGAGCUGCGUCCUUAUGACAUGGGGGUUUUACAGACAGGAUUCUUCACAUUUCCAAUCCAUUUCCUCCCCCCUGGAGCCGAGUCCUUCAUGUCCUACGGUGUCUGCAAUACCAGCCAGUUUGAUGACAUGAAUGGAGUUCCAGUGCCUGAUAUGCAUGUCUUUGGUUACUUGCUGCAUACCCACUUGGCUGGGUUGGGAGUGAGAGGAGUCCAGUACCGGAAUGGAGAGCAGCUGACAGUCAUUUGUGAAGACAAUAAGUACGAUUUCAAUCUCCAGGAGACCAGAGGCUUGAAGAAGGAGGUCAUUUUCAAAUCAGGGGAUGAGUUCCUGGUGGAAUGUCACUAUCAAACCAAAGACCGGACAGGGCUGACCUUCGGCGGACCAAGUACUCUGAACGAAAUGUGCCUGGCUUUCCUCUUUUACUAUCCUCGAAACAACAUCUCCAGCUGCAUGGGGUACCCAAACAUUCAACAGGUGGCCCAGGAGCUGGGCCAAGAGGCAGCAGAUGCAAUGGAAGGAAUGAUGGCUAUAAACAUGGUGGAAUGGGACCAAGAGACCAUCAAGAAAGCAGAGAAGAUUUGCAAGGAAGUCGAUCAGAUUGUGGUCCUCAAAACAAUUGAUGAGGUGGUGAGAAAUGAGACUGGCUUUGUCCGAGAUAUUGUCGAGCUGGAACCAGAGCCCUGCAAGGACAUUUCCAGAUCCCCGCCUGGGCCUCCAUUAGAAAGGAAAGCCAGAUCGCCCACUGUGGCCUCCAAGGCUCUCAGCCCAACGAGCAACUUUCCUUUUGCUGGCCUGCUCUUCAUACCUCUGGCUUUCACUUGGCUUCUUGCCCCUUCUCAGAGCAGACUCUGA
Molecule: messenger RNA, 1839 nt
Organism: Zootoca vivipara (common lizard)
Lineage: Eukaryota; Metazoa; Chordata; Lepidosauria; Squamata; Lacertidae
Product: putative DBH-like monooxygenase protein 2
Biological process (GO): norepinephrine biosynthetic process; dopamine catabolic process; octopamine biosynthetic process
Cellular component (GO): secretory granule membrane
Molecular function (GO): copper ion binding; dopamine beta-monooxygenase activity
Source: RefSeq, a predicted model, not a curated record